Molecule: messenger RNA, 3089 nt
Organism: Scophthalmus maximus (turbot)
Lineage: Eukaryota; Metazoa; Chordata; Actinopteri; Pleuronectiformes; Scophthalmidae
Exons: 11
Coding region: 320-2638 (772 amino acids)
Biological process (GO): positive regulation of transcription by RNA polymerase II
Cellular component (GO): mediator complex
Molecular function (GO): transcription coregulator activity; DNA binding
Source: RefSeq, a predicted model, not a curated record
CUUUGUUUUCUUCCCGGAACAAAUCGCCCCGUGCGUCGCAGUGAACGUCCCGCGACGUCGCUCCUCUGCACUUCAGCGUGUUCAGCUCCACUUUUAUACGAACUCGGGUUCAUAUCCAUAAUAUUAGAACAUUACGACACGGUUCAAUCGCGCGUGUCCUAACGCUACCUUGUAGCUUGUAGCCAUUAGCUUGUGGCUUUUAGCUUGUAGCCUUUAGCUUGUAGCCUUUAGCUUGUAGCCUGUAGCUUGUAGCUUGUAGCCUUUAGCUUGUAGCCUGUAGCCUGUCGCCUGUCGUGCGUCGCGGCCCGAGGUUGUCAAAAUGUCGAGACCACGGACGCGAUCUCCUCACUACAGGAGGUUUCCAUGGGAGGAAUCCAACUUUGAUCCUCACAAAGUGCUCACGGAACCGGGUGGGAAUCCACAGGACAGGAGUCACCGCCUGCGACAGGCUCCCGAGGAACACUGGAGCUACGCGAGGGGACAUCUGUACCCAGAAGACCGGAGAAGAUCCCCUUCUGGUCCAGAUGAGCAGCAGCCGGGGCACCAGCGCCGCCCAGACGAGGGGGAGUCGUACCACCGGAUGCCGUCGCCUCGUUACGACGCGAUGGGCCUCGGCGAUCGGAGGCUUUCCCCGCCGCGCAACGUCGGAGGAGACAGAGGUAGACGCAGGGGGGAGGGCUUUCGAGAACACUUCCAGAGCUUUGACAACCGGGGAAGGUCGCCUCGCUCCCCCCCGAAAGUGGUGAGGGAGAGAUUGCCGCAGACGCCGAAGUCCCACGCAGACCAGCAGCAGCGAGAGCCGGCGACGAGCUGGAGAGACCAGCAGGGCAGAAGUGAGGGGAAGUUCCGAGGCCUCAGUCCCCCGGCGAGAGACGACCAGAGAGGGGCGGCAGGUAGGGGGAGAGCUAGGAGGAAUGAGCAGGGUCCCAACAGAGAGCGACGAAGGGAGGGUCCACUUCAAGAGAGGAGCCCCCCCUUUAAACGCCAAAGAAGAGACGUGGAUGACAGCGAUCACCUUGGGUACAGGAAUGAGGAGGACUAUGGGGGACAGCGGUACUCGGCGGACUCGCCCAGAGACGGGUUUGGAGGAGACACUCAGGGGGACGUCCCCCGCGGAGACACUCGACCCGUCAGACCACUUGUCAUUGAACACGAUCACGGGAACGCAGAGGGCAGAAAACGGCCACAGAGGGAACAACAGGUCGUCGACCGCAGAGAUGUCGACUUGAGUCAAAGACAGAGGAGUCCCCGUCCGCUCUGCUCUUCACAGGAGCGCUUCAGGACGCCGCACGGCCGGCCGGAUGACCGGGAGGACCCGAGAGGACGCCAUUUUCAAGACAACUGGAGAGACUCCAACUAUGUUGAGUCUAAGAGGAGCCCCGCGCCACAAGAAAGGCCGAACGCCGUGAGAUACGCUAACCGAGAGGGGCCUGUGAAUCACAGGGGAAGAGGCGGCCCCGGCCCCGUGAGAGGAAGGUUGAAUCGCGGACUGGGCGGAAGGACUGGACCGCUCAGGAAUCAACCGCGUUUACAGCAGGGACACCAAGACCUUCCUCGUGAAGAGCAGAGACCGGGGUAUCGACCCUUCAGAGGGGAUUGUUUCGCGGAUCCCAUCGAAGGCGGCGCCAACUGGGCAGGAGAAGACCGACUGCAGCAGUGGGAUCACGACAGGCCCAGAAGUCUGGACCGACACCCGCCGAGGGACGGCCUGGACCCUAAAAUGCCCCGUCAGCGGCCGCGCGGGUGGAACGAGAAGAACGCCACCGACAUGACGCCGGUAAAGGAGGAAACGUUAACCAUCAAGGUGGACAUGACCCAACCCGUUAACCAGAACAGCUCGCUGUGCUACUCGUCGGACCGGCAGCUCUCGUUGGACCUGGUCAACGUGGGCCGUCAGCGCCUCGACUUCCUGCCCAUGCUCGAGCACUCGGGCACGUACCAAGAGACGGCCGUGCACACGGGGACGUUCGCCCAGGAGAUCAUCACGCUGGUGCACCAUGUCAAAGAGCAUUAUUUCCGAGACGACGGCCUCACGCUGAACGAGCGAUUCUCUGCUGCACAAAGAGGAAGUGUCUCUGAGGAAGAGGUGGCCGAGCUGACGUUGGACGAGCGGUUCAGCUCCAACCGAGGCUUCAGCCUAAACACGAACUCGCUGCUCGACGAUGACGACGACGCCGACGACGACGAUGAUGAUGAUGAGCCUCUGUUCUCCAGACCGGGGGGGAUGCAGUUGUUGUUGUUGUGGCGACAGGGUUUGAACCAGCCGCCGGUGCGAGGCCCCGGGGACCUGAGGCACGACCUGGAGAGGCGGAGGCAGGAGAGACUGGAGGGGGUGAAGGUCACAAUAGCGGGGAAAGGCAUAGCACAGCGCCCCCUAGGUCCAAUCAGCGAGUCGGGCUUCCAGCUCAGCGACGAUCAGGCGGAAGGCGAGUGCUUCUCCGCCUGGACGGACGAGCAGAGCGGGAGACGGGACGGCAACAUGGUCCAGAGAAGAGGAGCUUUGUUCAGAGCGAACACGGGCUCCCAGCGCCGGAACAAUCGCUUCAACAACAACAACAACAACAACCGCGUUGGAGCAAUGAGGCGGCAGAACAACCGUGGCGGCAGCAGCAACAACCCCGCAGGUCCUAACUGGUGAUCGGACGGGGGGAGGCGUUUCGUUUGGGCGUUGCUGAUUCGUUGGUGACUGAUGAAAACCAGCGAGUUAGAGGAAGUUCAUCGUCAUCCGUGUCGAAACUGAUCUACGAUGUUGACGUUGUUAUAAAACAAUAAUCCAGAACUGAACCGUCCUUCCCCGUUCUGUUCCGUCCUCUCGUCCUUUCUUUUCUUUCUGUUGUGUUCUUCAUUUAACUACACUUAAAAUUGAAUUCCACGUUGGUCGAACGUCAACAGCUGCUGAAAUCCCAGAAGACGAAAACAUCCAGUUUUCUGGAGCGUGACUGUAACUUCAGUCAAGUUCCACUGCUUCCUGAUCAUGUGUCUAUGAACAUAACUGUAUAUGAUGUAUGUUUGUCUCGUGUGCACAGUGAAAUAUCCCGACACGCUGGAAUCACUGAAAACGACCGUUCUCAUAAAACUCUUGUUCUGUU